Molecule: messenger RNA, 579 nt
Organism: Mycosarcoma maydis (corn smut)
Lineage: Eukaryota; Fungi; Basidiomycota; Ustilaginomycetes; Ustilaginales
Exons: 1
Coding region: 1-579 (192 amino acids)
Source: RefSeq, a predicted model, not a curated record
AUGCAGCUUUCAUCUCUGUUGCUCACAGCGUCUCUGCUGGUCUCGUCGGUCGUCUGCGCUCCAGCAGCAGUAGCUAGCUUUGGCACAUCUUCAGAUGCUGAGCUCAUGCUCAAGCGCCAAUACGAAAAUACCAACUGGGACAAUGUCAUGCUCGGACGCGAUACGAUGGAAGAGCUCGAAAAGCGAAUUGUUUACAACCCACACAUCACCUCUCCCACCGCCGCUACCGUGUGGACUGCUGGCCAGACAUACACUGUCACAUGGGAUGCAUCCGACCUCCCAACCGAAGCCGAGAACUACACGGGCCAGAUUAAGCUAGGUUACGUUCCAGCUGACGGAAGCGGUGGUCUGAACCUGCACUGGACGCUUGCGGAUGGCUUUGCGAUCAAAUCGGAAGAGACGAGCGUCACCUUGCCCGCUGACCUUGCUGAGAGGGACGACUACAUUGUUGUGGUUCUCGGCGACUCGGGUAACGCCAGCCCCAAAUUUACGAUCAAGAGCGCUACUAGCGAGAACGAGGAGCUUGGCGACAUUAUUGAUGAAAAGAUCAACAAGGCGUUUGCUCAAGCUGGCAUGUGA